Molecule: messenger RNA, 3123 nt
Organism: Sodiomyces alkalinus F11
Lineage: Eukaryota; Fungi; Ascomycota; Sordariomycetes; Glomerellales; Plectosphaerellaceae
Exons: 2
Coding region: 155-2800 (881 amino acids)
Biological process (GO): DNA-templated transcription; regulation of transcription by RNA polymerase II
Cellular component (GO): nucleus
Molecular function (GO): RNA polymerase II cis-regulatory region sequence-specific DNA binding; zinc ion binding; DNA-binding transcription activator activity, RNA polymerase II-specific
Source: RefSeq, a predicted model, not a curated record
AUCAUCAGCGGGCGCAGCAAAGUCGCGACACUAAAUAAGCUCAUUUACCCAGGCCUUGGCAGCCACCCACCAGGGGAAACUCUUGUUCCUUUGGCACAUCCUCUUUUUCGACCACCGAUCCCUAGCCUUCAUUUCCCUCUGUUUACAUGAGUACAUGAGCACUCAUAUGGCGACAUCCUCGAUAUCCGUCCCUGUGGGGACUCCUGUCUCCAACCCCAACACCAACACCAACGUCCCUACCCUCGCGCCGAUGACCGGAGGCUCUCCCAACGGCUCCCACGAAACACUGUCCCUCCUACCACAACAGUCCAUGCCGCCCUCAUUUAAUGCGACAUCCGUGGCACCGUCUGCCUCCACCCCGUCGGCCGCCCGCAGCGUCAAACGGCCACGGCCAGUUAAAUCCUGCACCGAGUGCCGCAAGCGCAAGCUGAAAUGCGACAGGAACCUACCUUGUUCCCAGUGCCAGAAAUCCCAGCGAACCUGCAGAUACGCCGCCGACCAAGACUCGUCCGCACUUUCCGAUGCUUCCGAUGCCGAACCUUCCGAUGUACAAUCCGGCCGGCCUGCCAAACGUAACUGCCUGACCGCCGUCCACGGAUCCUCCUUCUCAGCCUCCCAUCUCGACCCCUUGCUCUCUGCGUCAUCGCGCAACGGCGACUUGGCUGCCGGCGGCGGCGCUCUGUCUCCAUUCGAGGAGCUGGCAUCGCGAGUCGACCGCCUGGAACAGCUUGUCCUCGCAAAGAGCCCUGGCACGACCGACCAUGUGAGCACCGGCGUGAGCGUGCCCCGUCCGCCUCUGCCUCUGUCCAGCGAAACAAUACGUGGCCUGACCGUGAAGGGCGAGGAUUUGCGUACUCGUUUCUUCGGCCAGAGCAGCGUACGCGUGCUCGUAAAUCUGUUCCAUGAUGCCAAACACUUCCUUGCGCACGAAUCCGGGCACGACGAGUUUCGAGGUCUCAUGCACAAUCUCUUGCGGCUCCAUAGGGUCAUCCUCGAAGAUUACAAAAAGUCGUUGAAGCCUAACCCGGUCUACGUCGACUCGGUCACGCCGAUUCGUAACCGCAUGAAGCACAUCCUGCCGCCGAGACCGGUUUGCGACCGACUGUUGGGGUCCUACAUCCAUACCACAGAAACCAUAUACCGAAUCAUACACAUCCCCACCUUCAUGGCCGAUUACGAGCGGUUCUGGGACAACAAGCUGGAAGCGGAUAACUUCUUGCCGCUGCUGCUCGCCAUCUUGUCUACCGGGUCGAGGUUCGAGUCCAAGUCGAAAGGGCUCGGCCUCGGCGCCGAUGGCCUCCAUAUCCCCACCGCCUGUGAGCUGGUCAGGUCGUGGCUGAGCAGCCUCAAGGGCAAACACCUGAUCGAGUUCACCACGCUGCAGACCGAGGUUCUCCUCCUGCACGCACAACGUAUGACCACGCCAAGGCCUCACGUACUAUGGACGCAGCUAGGGUCCGUCGUCCGCAUGGCCAUGACCAUGGGCCUGCACCGCGACCCGUCCGAGUUCGACGGACAGAUCCGCGUCUUCUGGGGCGAGCUCAGGAGGAGGCUGUGGUAUUCCAUCCUGGAACUGGACCUCCACAUCUCUCUCAUGUGCAACCUGCCCUGUCUGAUCCGAGAGGGUGAUCACACGUGCCAGGCCCCGCGGAACAUUGACGACGGCGACCUGUACGUCGACAUGACCGAGCUCCCGCCGGGUCGGCCGAUGGAUCAUUCCACCGACAACCAGAUCCAGUCGUACGCGGCCAUGACCUUGCCGACGCGGAUGAAGAUCAUCCACGUGGUGAACCGGAUUGACUCGGUGCGGGAUUGCAACGAAGUGCUCGAGCUGGGGGCCAAGAUGGAGAGGUUUGCCGAAGACAUCGGCUACCUCUUCCCGCGGACCAGCUCGCUGAGCGAUAGUGACAAGAGCAAACAAUGGCGGUGCCGCGUCAUACUGGAUAUGCACGUACGGCGUCCCUUGCUGGCGCUGUACCGACCUUUCGCCUUGGGGGUGCCGGACGCGCCGCCGCAGCUGACGCGGUCGUACCUGGCGUCCUCGAUGGUGAUCCUGCAGUACCUGGACGAGCUGGACCCGAGGCUGGCGCACUACGAGAAUGUCAGCGACAUGUACCACCAGGUUCUUAAGAAGGACAUGCUCCAGGCGUCGCUCAGCCUCUGCUGGUACAUCAGGGUGGGUUUGGAGGCAGGCGCCAACGGAGCCGGGGCCGGGGCCGGAGCCGGAGCCGGAGGAGGGGUAAAGGGAGAAGGAGGAGGCGGCGGCGGCGGCGGCGGCAACACGACGGCCAGCGAGACGCGGCUCUUUUCGCCCGACUCGACCGAAGGCGCUGGGACAUUCCCCGGGUCACUCGCGCUGUGGUCCCCGUCCCGGCUGAUCAGGACGGUGGAGAAGUCGAUGGAGCUGUUGAUGCACAACGUCGGGGGCAGCGAUGUUAAGGACCUCGUCGCGCUCGCCGUUGUGUUCGCGACGGUGAAGACGAGCAUGCCGGAGCAGAGGAGGCGGGAGAUACGGCGCAUGCUCACGGUGGUGCUCGAGACGUGUAUGCGGGCUACCAACACGAACCCGCAACUCGUGAUGGCGGCGCCCGGAGCCGGAGUCGGAGUCGGACCCGGUUCCGGUUCCGGUUCCGGUUCCGGUCCCGUACCAGCGUCGGCUCUCGCGGGAGAUCCUAUGCACCCUUACGCAGCGGCCGGGCCAGGGCCGCCGCCAUCACAUUUUCCAUACCCACCAGGAGCAGUGCCGGCCGAUGUGAGAGAAGCCGACGAUACCUGGAGACUCUGGGAAGGUUGGGACUAGGCCGAUGGAAGGCGUUGGAUAAGUCGGAGAAUAAGUCCGAUACGCAGCCACAGCCUGGGCCGAUAGCGGUUUACAAAUAGGACCUCGGCAUCGACUUCCCAGUGCGGGACAACACCCAACAGUCGACAGACAAUUAGGUAGCUUGCUUGCUUUGAGUAAGCAUGCACUACCCCAUACUCCCCACGAUCUUCUGGAUUUAGGCGACAUGCAGGUCUAUUAGGUCCUUGUAUAUUUUGACAGGGUGGAUGAGGAUGGAAUUUGGUGGGCUUGGGACAUCUUUUUACUUCUUUUUUACUUUUUUUCUUUUUUUUUUCUUUCCCGUU